AUGCGUGAGGAAGAUGGCUCAUUUCCUCUGUUCUGUAAUGUUCAGGUCGCUGCUUUCCAGGAACAUCUGGAAUCUAUCAACGUAGGAUUCCCAGUCCUCAGUCGUCGGGUCGAACGGUGUGCUGCUAAGGUAGAAGCAGCUUGUGGGCAGCCUGUGAUAUCACGGAUUGUUGGAGGGCAAGCAGCUCUUGAGGGGACAUGGCCCUGGCAAGUCAGCAUUUUUCAAGCCAACAAACUCAUUUGUGGAGGUUCCCUCAUCAGCUCCAACUGGGUAAUAUCUGCCGCUCACUGCUUCAAUUUUCCUGAAGCAGCCUAUGAAAUACAGUUGGGUGCUUAUAAACUCCUGGACCCUUCUCCUAAUAUGGUGACAUUGGAUGUUAAACGUAUCAUCUCCCACCCUGACUACACGAAAGAGGCGGCCUCCAGUGGGGACAUUGCUUUAGUGGAGCUGAAUUCCCCAGUGACUUUCAACAACUAUAUCCUUCCCAUCUGCUUGCCAGCAUCUUCUGUGGAGUUUCCUGCAAAUACAAAGUGCUGGGUCACUGGAUGGGGACAGAUUGGGUCUUCAGUAAACUUGGCAUCACCCCAAAUCCUUCAGGAACUGGAAGUACCAAUCAUAGAUCGCAAGACCUGCAACAAUCUCUAUAACAUAAGCAAAAAAUAUCAGUUACAAACUGAUAUUGUCAAAGCUGAUAUGAUCUGUGCAGGGUACAAAGAAGGUGGAAAGGAUGCCUGCCAGGGAGAUUCUGGAGGACCCUUAGUUUGCAAAUCCAAUGGGGUGUGGACACUGGCUGGGGUGGUGAGUUGGGGGGAAGGCUGUGCUCAACCCAACCAACUUGGCAUCUAUACAUCAGUGCCUUUCUAUCUAGAUUGGAUCCAAAGCAAUAUAAAUAGUGGUGGACUUUCAAACUUCCCCAGGAUGACUCUUCUUUUGCUGAUUUUUACACCACUCUUCCUAUGA
Messenger RNA from Notechis scutatus (mainland tiger snake), 960 nucleotides. The record is from RefSeq and is a predicted model, not a curated record. Lineage: Eukaryota; Metazoa; Chordata; Lepidosauria; Squamata; Elapidae.